GUUACUGGUUGUAAGGUUACUUCAGGAACGCGUAAACCAAGGCCAGCUCAUCACUUACGCAGGACCGUCAAGUUUCAACUUCCCAAAGGCUCCAUAGGUCCUGUUCGGUCAGAAAAAAAUACUGUAGAGGGCAAAUGAGACCCCCUCAAGUCCAAAUAGACUUUGGUACACCGCCCGGCACACCUCUACGCACGUCUUCUGAAUUUGAAGAAAUUCCUUAUCCUGCCACGCAUCCAUCUUACUCCAACACCGCUCAGAACUACAAAUACGAAGAAUCAUUGCCGUUACACCACAUGAACGAGGAUACGUCGACAAGGCGGAGGGUAGCUAGAGGACCCGGCAGCAGCGGCGGGUUUAUGAGCGGUGAUGAGCAUGAAAGUGAAAUGCACUACGACAACGGCGGAAAAGAUGUGUACUCAAAACUAAAGCCUGCCAGAGGCCGUGUCAGCAGUGGUCGUGUUCACAGGCCUCCUCCUCCCCCUCCGACUUCGAUAAGCGAAUUCAUAUCUCAGAACCUAGAGCACCUCCCGCCUGUCAUCUACACUCUGCUCUCGUGUUGGACCCGCUUCCACAAAAUAGGUCAUGCCAACACCGUUGUUUGGGACGAAGCGCACUUUGGCAAGUUCGGGUCGCAUUACCUCAAACGCGAGUUUUACUUCGACGUUCACCCUCCGCUCGGGAAGAUGCUUGUCGGCCUUGCGGGUUUACUGUCGGGUUACAAUGGGCACUUCGAGUUUAAAAGCGGAGAAGUGUACAACGAAAAUGUCCCGUACGUGGCUAUGCGGGUUAUGAUGGCGACUUUCGGUGUGGCCUUGGUUCCGCUGGGUUGGUAUACAGCGGUUGAGUUGGGAAUGAGCUCAUGGUCUUGCCAUCUGGUUGCGCUUAUGGUUCUGUGCGAUGUUGCCUGGUUGUGUAUAUCGCGGUUUAUUUUACUGGAUUCCAUGCUCCUCUUCUUCACUUUCACUACGGUCUUUAUGCUCACCAAAUUUCAUAAUCAACAAUACCAGUCAUUCUCUUUCGACUGGUGGAUGUGGCUUGCAUUUACAGGUAUAUCCAUCGGAUGUGUGACGAGUGUCAAAUGGAUUGGAUUAUUCGUGACCGCUGUGGUUGGCUUGUACACCAUCGAGGAUCUCUGGGAGAAGUUCGGGGAUCUUCGCAUGUCCAAUCGAGAUCAAAUUCGACACUGGGCAGCUCGCGUGGUCUGCCUAAUCAUCCUCCCCAUCCUGGUAUAUAUGCUGUCCUUCAAGUUGCAUUUCCUGAUCCUCAAUCACUCGGGUCCUGGCGACUCUACGAUGAGUUCGCUGUUCCAAGCCCACCUGGUCGGCAACGAAUUUGGCAAGAAUCCACGGGAAAUUGCAAUCGGUUCAAAAAUUACCUUGAAAGGCAUGGGCUGGGGUGGAGGUCUCCUGCACUCCCACGUUCAAACCUAUCCCGUCGGUUCAGGCCAGCAGCAGGUUACUUGCUACCACUAUAAAGAUGACAACAACCAUUGGACUGUCCUUCCCACUUGGGAAGCGCCUGAAUACAACCCAAACGGCGAGUUACAGUUCCUCCAGGACGGUGACGUCAUCCGAUUGCAGCAUGUACCGACAACAAGACACUUGCACUCGCACACGGUGGCAGCGCCUGUUACGAAGCUUAACAACGAAGUCUCUUGCUAUGGUAACUCAACUGUUGGAGAUUUCCACGACUAUUGGGUGGUCGAGGUCGUCGAUGAUAUCAAACAGGGCACCAAGGAGCACGUGACGAGAAUCCAUUCCCUCACAACCAGAUUGCGGUUCAAACACCAGGCUCUAGGAUGCUACCUGUAUGCUGCGAAUGCAGUUCUACCUCAGUGGGGCUUCAAACAGCUUGAAGUCAGUUGCAUCAAGGAGAACGACCCAGAUGACAUGCACACGUACUGGAACGUGGAGAGUCACUGGAACGACCGCUUACCUCUGGGCGAUGCGAAAUUUUAUAGGUCGCCUUUCCUUCGUGAUUUCUGGCAUCUUAAUGUGGCCAUGAUGACUUCCAACAAUGCACUUGUCCCCGAUCCGGAUAAGGAAGAUAUCCUUGCGUCAAGUCCCACCGACUGGCCUUGGAUGCGGCUAGGCCUCAGAAUGUGUGGCUGGGGCGACAACCAACCAAAGUACUACCUUCUUGGCACGCCUGUGAUCUGGUGGGGCGGUACAGUCAGCCUGAUAGCUUCUGUUAUUGCCCUCGGCGUAUACCUACUGCGCCACCAACGCAAGUACGUUGACAUGACUCCUCAACAAUGGGAUCAUUUCUUGUAUGUUGGAAAAAUUGCUGGUUUUGGAUGGUUCUUGCAUUAUUUCCCGUUCUUUAUCAUGGGCCGUGUCACAUAUGUCCAUCACUAUCUUCCCACUCUCUACUUUUCCGUUCUCAUGCUCGCUCACCUUCUUGACCACUUCAUUUUCUCCGCACGCUGGAAGAGCAGCACAAAGCGUGUUGCUUUCGGCAUUUGCGCAUUCUUGAUCAUCGGAAACUUCUGGUGGUUCAGGGCAAUGGCAUGGGGUAUUGAUGGACCAAUCAAUGACCACUGGGGCCUUCUGUGGCGCAAAACUUGGAACAUAUAUAAUGCAUAGAUCUGUUCUCAGGCGGACUCUGUAUAUUGACAGUGCCUGCCUACCCGGCGAGAGGCUUAAUGUGUUUGCUAUUAUGCGCAAUGGAUCAUCUCAAUUCACUACUUUCACUCGUGAAGCUUCAACGUUCGGUGACUA
Molecule: messenger RNA, 2720 nt
Organism: Suillus clintonianus
Lineage: Eukaryota; Fungi; Basidiomycota; Agaricomycetes; Boletales; Suillaceae
Product: glycosyltransferase family 39 protein
Exons: 12
Coding region: 135-2585 (816 amino acids)
Biological process (GO): protein O-linked glycosylation via mannose
Cellular component (GO): endoplasmic reticulum; membrane
Molecular function (GO): dolichyl-phosphate-mannose-protein mannosyltransferase activity
Source: RefSeq, a predicted model, not a curated record